Messenger RNA from Cryptomeria japonica (Japanese cedar), 828 nucleotides. Its product is annotated as naringenin 7-O-methyltransferase-like. NCBI's taxonomy places the organism in Eukaryota, Viridiplantae, Streptophyta, Pinopsida, Cupressales, Cupressaceae. Bases 1 to 828 code for a protein of 275 amino acids. Gene Ontology annotation, biological process: methylation. The record is from RefSeq and is a predicted model, not a curated record. Gene Ontology annotation, molecular function: S-adenosylmethionine-dependent methyltransferase activity; O-methyltransferase activity. The transcript has 4 exons.
AUGGAGCCGACAAAAAGAUCAGGAAAACAAACACAAAUCAAUCAAGAACAGAUCACAAAAAGAUCAAAAGUGAAAGGACAAAAUGCCAUAUCUAUUGAAGACUUGAAUGCAAGGAAAGCAGGCAACAUCUUUGAAGGGGAUGUGCUCAUUGUCUAUAAAGCCACACUUGACAAAGUGAACAAAUCAAGGCCUGUCCUCCGUGCAACUCUAACUGAUUUGAAAGCUGAAAUGACAAUUACAGUUAAUGUUACUGGUGACCUUGUAGAAAAAUAUGAAGAAAAAAUAGUGCCAAAUUUUGUAAUUUGCAUCUCAGGAUUUGAUAUUGCCCCAAAGACAGACUACAAUCAUGGUGACAGUGACUGCAAACAAGGUUCACAAUACACACUUGACAUCAAAGAUGGUGACAAUGAAAUAGACAAAGUACAGGGAUGGAUGCAUCUACACGAAUCUGUGUUAGAAGGUGGCUGUGCCUUCGAAAAGGCUUUUGGUAUGACUAUGUGCGAGUACACUGUAAAGAAUCCUGAAGAGAACAAGGCAUUUAACGAGGCCAUGUCCAGUGACACUCAUGUUGUCAUGUCUUCGGCCGUGAAGAUUUACGAGGAGGGAUUUAAGAAGAUAACUUCUUUGGUUGAUGUUGGCGAAGGUGUGGGCUCUGCCUUGUCCAUUAUUGCGGAGAAUUACAAACACGUUAUAGGAAUUCAUUUUGAUCUACCUCAUGUCAUUGCUUCUACAGUUCCUAUUCCUGGUAAGGUUGAUCAUUGCCCAUUAAAUUUUUCUGUUUUAUUUCAAAAAAUCUUUGGCUUUACAAGAAUGUUGUCAAUUCACUGA